AUAAAUAACUAGAUGCACCUUCCUCUCCAAAAGUGGGUUCUACAAGCAACGAUUAGAAAUCUGAAUUCCUUUUUAAAUGGUCAUCCGGCAAAUCUAUUAAAAGUUUAACAUCUAUGGUUGUACAUUUAUGUAUAUGCAGAGUCAUCAUAGGCAUCAGUGGCCACUCUUUGUUCUAGAGCAAAAACUUGAGAAUUUGCGAAGCGUUGGUGUAUUAAUUCAGCAUCCAGAUAAGUCAGACUGAAGAUUCUUUAUUUACUUCGCCAAUACAUGGAAUAGUAUUAAAAAACUUCUUUCUUUGGUAUAAAAGCCAAAAGUGUGUCAAUGGAAGGACUCGGUGCUAAUUGGGGUGUUAAUGCACACUUUAUAAACAAUAAAGAUGAGGAGGAAGUUAGAACAAACUUGGAGAAUGCAUUGACACUAAAUCGUCAAAUGCAAGUUCAGUUACAUGCCGUGCGUGAAAAAGUUGAGAGUCUAUUGAAGAGUGUUAAAGAAAUAUACGAAGGUAAUGAGGAAGCUAUACGAAACAAAUUCAGGCUUAGGCGAAAUGGGUUUGGGAUGCGUGGAGCUUAUUUGAAAGGUGGUACAUUUUACUUGAAGGGGAACAUAUUCUUCAAAGAUUACAACUGCCGCAAUUGCCCUGAUAAUCCGGAUUACAAAGCACGUAAGAGAGAAGGUGAAAUGUUUCCCAUGGAUCUGGAUCUGAAGGGAAGACAUAUGUGGUCUAUCAAAGACAAGAAGGGCUUGGUGGAAGGAAUCAAGGAACAAAUAAUUGAUCAUCUAAAAACUAUUGGAAAGAUGACUUCUGUAAGAGUGUCAAAAGAAAUUAAUAGUGAAAAGUUAGUAAAAUUGCUACAAAUGGUUGGAGAGGACUUCAGCAUAGAUUGGGAUGUUAUUUCGAAACACAAUGUUAUACAUCGACAUUCGCCGACAAGUUGUGAAGCUAUGUGGAAUGUUUACUUACAUCCAUCUCUCAAGCGGUCAAAAUGGACGGAAAAAGAGAAUGAACUGCUGGGAGAAGUAGUAAAAAAGCACAAUUUUCAAAAUUGGGAAGCAAUUGCCAAGGAAAUAGAGGGAAGAUCUGAUUUUCAAUGUUUUAUUCAAUAUCUGAACUACGUGUACUAUAAGAUACGUGAAAAAAUCUGUAAAUGGACGAAAGAAGACGACAAGCGCCUUAUUAAAGUAAUCGAAUCAAAUAACAUUAACGGCAUAAUAAAUUGGAGCAAUGUUAUGGUUCACUUCCCUCAAAGACCCCGGUCAACUCUACAGCAUCGUUACACAUACACACUUAAUCCACGCAUUAAUAGAAGUCCUUUUACUCCUGAAGAAGACCUACUGUUAUUGGCCGCCGUCAAAGAAUAUGGCACGAAAUUUUCCCAUUUCCCACGUUCGCUAUUCCCCAAUCGAACGAGCGUUCAACUGCGUGCACGUUAUCAAAACACUUUGCAAUAUCGGAACCAACGAUCGAAUUGGACGCUAGAAGAAGAUGAAAAGCUCAUGAAGUUUGUGGCUGAAAAUGGUACAUUCUGGAGACGAUGUCAGGAUACCAUACGUACCCAUUCGCGAAUUAGUUGUCGCUCACGAUAUUUAGCUAUAACAAAGUUUUUGAACGAUCACCCGGGCGCAACACUAGCAGAUAUGAACAGGAGAAAGAAAGCCGAAUUCGAAUAUGUACACAUGGAAAAUUUGACUGAAAAAUUGGAAGAAUUGAAUGAGAAUCCCAACGCUGAGCUUGUUAAAAGAUUAACACCCGCAAAAAUUCGAAAGCCAAGAGUUAGGAAAGAAAAGCCGCCUAAAGUUCCAAAGGUACGUGUCAAGAAAAAGAAACCUCCGAAAGAGAAGAAACCACGCAAAAAAGCUGAACGACCUGAUCGAAAGAAAAAAAUAUAUAUUGAGCGUUUGCGAUCCAAUGGCAUUACGUUGUACAAUAGUCUUAAAUAUGGUUACGACUAUAAGUUGGGUGCAGAUCCCUGUCUCAGUAAUAAUCCCAACUACAACAACAUAAGUUUUACCCGAGCAGCUUUGGUAGUGCAGGAUCGUGGCGACAAUAAAAAUCUCCGCUUCGAUGAUCCCGUUCCCCAAGUGUUGCGUUGGAAAAUACAAAAAGCGUUAAGAAAAAAUAAUUCUAAAAUUGAAAUUCCGUUCGGAUUUUCUUUACCCUCAAGUUGGAGCACCGCAAUGGCAUUCCGAGCUUUAUGUAUACAUACCGCACGCACAGAUUUAGAGAAGGAAAGCUGUCCUACUUUUGAAGACACAAAUACUCAUAUUAAUACAUUUCGCGAACGUUUACGUACGCUUUUUUAUACGACAGCUUUGUUAAGUCGCCUACAUCCAACAAUGGUUAUUGAACCACAACCAGAAUCUGAACCGGAACCAGAACCAGUAAGGGAUCCAGAGCCGAAACCAGAACCAGAACCGGAAGCAGUAACAGAUUCUCCUCAAUCUGACGAAGGAAAUAUCUUGUCCGACAAUAUAAAAUCAGAAAGCAAUGAAAAUCCAGAAAUUGCUGAAAACCUCCUAGAGGUCCCUGAGAUAUCAGAGUUGAAUGGGGAUGAGAAUAAUGAAGUCGUCAAUCAGCCAAAACGUAGAAAAAUCGUUAAGAAAUCUCUAGUGGAACAAGUGCUUAGUUUAAAAGGCAAUGUGUUGGGGAAGAGAAAAUUACCUGUGUUAAAAGAAUUUUGACUAAAUGAAUUUGAAUUUAUUUAUGUAUUGAAAUAAAAUACACACAUACAUACAAACUAUAUAGAAAAUACAAA
This is a messenger RNA of Stomoxys calcitrans (stable fly), 2753 nucleotides long. RefSeq names its product snRNA-activating protein complex subunit 4 (gene Pbp95). The coding region runs from base 322 to 2679 and encodes 785 amino acids. Lineage: Eukaryota; Metazoa; Arthropoda; Insecta; Diptera; Muscidae. The record is from RefSeq and is a predicted model, not a curated record. The transcript is spliced from 4 exons.